AUGGUUAAAUAUCCCCAUAUUGAAUUUAGGAAAAUUGACGAUGGUUCAAGUUUAACAAAAUGUCUAUGGGAAGUUAAGCCCAUACAGAAGUGUUAUCGGAUCAGUCGAGAGUUUCAGGCCCAUUUAAAAAGCCUGGCCCGAUCACCCGACAACUCUACAUGUACCACUUUUGAUGCAAUGGCAGCUCAUGUUUGGAGAUCAUGGGUUAAAGCACUUGAUGUUAAACCGUCGGAUUAUGAGCUCCGACUCACAUUUUCCGUUAAUGCUCGUCCAAAGCUUAAAAAGCUGCCGGUAAAAGACGGGUUUUACGGCAAUGCGAUCUGCGUGGCGUGUGUCAGCAGUACUGUUUCCGACCUUGUUAAUGAGAGUCUUUCGGGCACAUGUGGAUUGAUCCGUGAGGCCCGUUUAGGGGUCUCGGAGGAGUACUUGAGAUCCACAGUUGAUUUUAUUGAAGUGGACAGGCCCAAUAGGCUGGAAUUUGGUGGGAAAUUGACAGUAACCCAAUGGACCAGAUUUUUGAUAUACGAGUCCGCAGAUUUUGGAUGGGGCCGGCCCGUAUAUGCAGGCCCAAUAGACAUAACUCCAACCCCUCAGGUUUGUGUAUUCCUACCUGAAGGGGAUGCUGAAUCAAAUGGAGCAAUGGUUGUGUGUAUCUGCUUGCCGGACUCUGCUACUCAGAAAUUUAAAGAGUUUUUGUGUCUCAUGGAUUCAAGUGAUAAAUCCUGA
Molecule: messenger RNA, 726 nt
Organism: Ilex paraguariensis (yerba mate)
Lineage: Eukaryota; Viridiplantae; Streptophyta; Magnoliopsida; Aquifoliales; Aquifoliaceae
Source: the annotation of a GenBank genome assembly